This is a messenger RNA of Saccoglossus kowalevskii, 873 nucleotides long. RefSeq names its product histamine N-methyltransferase-like. The record is from RefSeq and is a predicted model, not a curated record. Lineage: Eukaryota; Metazoa; Hemichordata; Enteropneusta; Harrimaniidae.
AUGUCAUACAAAACAAGCAUUUACGAAGAUGUCAACUAUUAUUUCAAAUGCUUCAACAUAUUUUUGGCGAAAGCAAAGUGUGAAGGUGCUGAUAUGUGGAAUAGGCAAUGGGCAGGACUUCUAGCACAAUUUCAAUUCAACGCCGAUGAAGAAAUACGAAUGCUAACAAUCGGAGCUGGUGCAGGUUACAGAGAGUGUCUGAUAAUCCAACAUCUGUUAAAGAGACAUAGUAGUAUACAUAUCACCGUGGUCGAACCUGCACAGAAACCGAUUGAUGAGUUUAAGAUAAAAGCGGCAAAGAUCACAAAGGAAUUUCCCGGUGUGAGUUUUGAGUGGCACAUUCAAACGUUUGAAAACUAUCAAAAGGACCACAGAGUAUCAGACGAUGUACGCGAUGGGUCAUUUCAUCUUGUGUUCGCUGGACAUAGUUUGUAUUACAUGGACGACUGGCAAUAUGCAUUGGAUGGGAUGUACAGUCACGUUCAAUCAGGAGGGAUAUUGGUGGUUACAGUAAUAAGGGGGCAAGCUGGGGCUGGGAGACUCGCGAAGAUGUAUAGAAAGUUGGAAGGUUGCAGUUUAAACUUACAGACGUCCGAUGAUGUUAAACACCAACUAAAGAAGACCAACUCUGAGCAGAUGAUUGACCAAAACAUGUAUCGUGAAGAUGCUUAUGAUAUAUCUGACGUGUUUGACGAAUCUUCUGUAGUUGGAAAUUUGUUGCUUGAUUUUCUUAUUCAAAGACGGGAUUUUAGAAUGUCUGCCCCACAUGGUCAUCUAGAAAAGGUGUUACAGUUUUUAAGAGAAAACUCGGUACAAGAAAAUGGAAAAUAUUGGUUCUAUUCUGAUGAAGAAGAUGUGGUCGCGAAAAAAUGA